AUACUUAUUCGAGCCGGCCACGCUGUUCGAGCCUCUGUUGUUUUUGCUCUUGUUCUACACUACACUUGCCAACCUGGAUGCUGGGAUUGUAGGAGAUCAUGUGUAAGGGACUGGUCUUCUCCCAUAUGCUGGUCUGAAGUGGAUACAACCUUUCCUACCGCCGGAAGCCCUGCAUUUUUGUUCCAUCUACCGCAAUAUCGAACUAGUAGAGCUAGUUUGAAGGACAAUGUGGCUAAUGAGCCAUUGUUAUCUGGUGUUGUCGGAGAGCUGCUUUGUCAUCCGUGAUAACCAGGAAUGUUGUGCAUCUCGUAUCAAGAUCAAGCGAAGCAAAUCCCGGUGUGCAUAUUACUCCAAUUCGACCGCGACAUUCCAAUGCCUACUCCAAGGCGACCUGGUAUUUAAACUAAAUCCCGGUCCCAUGGGUGAUCAAUCAACCAUUCACGCUCAUUGUUCCGUUACACGUCGUCGCGUCCCAUUGUCCACCAGAACAAGGAACCACUCGAAUCUUAAUACAGUUAAGAAAGCGCCAACAACAAAGCAUUUUAACACGCCAAUUCUUGAACAACAGGACAACAGGGCUUUCCAGUUGUGCAGUUUGAAUGCAAGAUCAUUAAGAAAUAAAUCAACGGCUUUUGUGGACUUGGUAUGUGAUUUGAAGGCUGAGUUGUUUACGAUAUGCGAGUCCUGGCUCCAUGAUCUUGACUCUGCGAUUGUAAGUGAGCUCACUCUUUCCCGGUUAUUCGAAGCUCUAUCACUGUCCUCGUGUUGAUCGUAGGGGUGGCAGGACUGCGCUGUUAUAUCGGGACGGUCUGGAUGUAAACAAAGUGUUUUCAGCCGAGCGAUCUUCGUUUGAAGUGUCGGAAUGGCUUGUGGUGUUCGGAUCUGUUCGUCUGCAUGUUGUCAUCGUGUAUAGGCCAACAUACUCUGCGGAGCAUCCCGUGACUACGAGUGUUUUCUUUCAUGAAUUCUCAGUCUAUCUUGAGUCGUUAGUCAUGUGUAAUGAGUUACUGUUAAUAUGUGGUGAUUUUAACAUUCAUAUGGACGUUCCAUCAGACGCUGACACCAUCCGGCUCAAGGACCUGUUGAACUCUAUGGGUCUGGUAUAGCAUGUCAAACGACCCACGCACAUACAUGGCCACACCUUAGACUUAAUUAUCACACGGCAGGCUGACGAUAUUGUGGACGGUGAGCCCCUUCCUGAGAGAUAUUUCUCUGACCAUGCUGCCGUGAUAUGUAAGCUAAGUGUGGCCAAGCCUCCGCUAAGAAUUAAACAUGCUGAAUACAGGAAACUCAAAUCAAUUGAUAUGACUAAACUGAAAGAAGAUAUCCGCAAUUCUCAGCUAUAUCAAGACCCGCCUAAUGAUUUGAACAUGCUGCUCGACUGUUAUAACACGACUUUAAGAUCACUAUUAGAUGAUUACGUGCCCGUUUGUUGCAUGUCUGCACUCGACCCAGGCCCCCGUGGUUCAAUGAAGACAUAA
Molecule: messenger RNA, 1481 nt
Organism: Porites evermanni
Lineage: Eukaryota; Metazoa; Cnidaria; Anthozoa; Scleractinia; Poritidae
Source: the annotation of a GenBank genome assembly